This is a messenger RNA of Acipenser ruthenus (sterlet), 2453 nucleotides long. RefSeq names its product protein phosphatase 1 regulatory subunit 3D-like. Gene Ontology annotation, biological process: regulation of glycogen biosynthetic process. The transcript has a single exon. NCBI's taxonomy places the organism in Eukaryota, Metazoa, Chordata, Actinopteri, Acipenseriformes, Acipenseridae. The record is from RefSeq and is a predicted model, not a curated record. The annotation marks the transcript as partial. Gene Ontology annotation, molecular function: protein phosphatase 1 binding; glycogen binding. Gene Ontology annotation, cellular component: protein phosphatase type 1 complex.
GUUGGGGACCUCCAGGAACCUCGCUUACAUCACGGGGCAUUUCCAGCACGCCCGGUUGACAGAGGGAUUCGGGUGCGAUGCCAUGAGUGGCGAGCCGGGCAGGGUCAAGAUUCGCCCCCCACCACCCCGACAGCAGGAUGUGAACAAGGAGCCUGCCCCGCGAGGACCUUUUGCGAGCCCCAGCCACGGCCCAUCAUCCGUCGACGCGAGAGAAACAGGGGCGCUUCCAGGGAGGGCCGGAGCCAGAGGGUGCGCUUUGUGGAUUCCCUAGGUCUGGAGCUGGCGGAGGUGAAGGUGUUCAGAGCCGGGGAAGACCCCACGGUGCCCCUGCACGUCCUCACCAGGCUCAUGCUGAGCUCCGAGCUGGCUUCAGGCAGGGACCUGGUGAUCCCUAUUCCCUACCUGGAGCCGGACUUCCCCCCAGAGCAGGGCAAGCGAGAGGAUUUCCUGGAGCGCCUGGCCCGGCAGAGGGUUUGCCUGGGGAGGGUCUCGUGCUCGGAGAUGGGGAUCACAGGACUCGCGUGGGUCCAGAACCUCUCCUUCAGGAAGGAGGUCAGCGUCAGGUACUCCUUCACGGCCUGGAAGAGCAGCUCCGACACCAAGGCCUGCUGGGACUCCAGCGAGGGCGGGGAGGGGGCUGCAGGGAGGGGGCCCGACCGGGACGUCUUCCGGUUCUGCCUGCCUGUGCCCCCUUUCAUCCUGCAGCCCGGAGCCUCCCUGGAGUUCGCUAUCCGCUACCGGGUCUUGGGGGCUGAGUUCUGGGACAACAACAAUGGCCGCAACUACAGCCUGACCUGCCACAGCUACAAACUGACCGUCCCUAAAGAGUGUGAGGACAGCUGGAUCCACUUCAUCUGAGCCCCACUGCAGAGAGAGCUGAGGAAGAAGGAGCAGCUUGAGCACACCGGCAUCGCUUACAGUGCUUUUUACUAGAGCUGAUCAUGAAAGAAACUGUGCUACGCUUCUAUCUGCUUUUAAAAAGUGCCAAGUAUCGAAUCAUACACCGCCUGUGAUGAAGAUAACAGGUGGCAUGUUAUGGAGUGAUAGCAUUAAAUAGCUGGAGGUAUUAGUUUGUUGUUACUCAUUACAGCUACAAUGGUAUUAGGAUAGUAGAGCCAUCAUUUGAAUUUAAUCCUAGGGGUCAGGUGCAUAUUAUAGAUGUGUACUAAUCUGCUGAAUGCUGUUCCUGCUUGAGAUGCCAGUUUGAUGUCUGUGGCCAAGGUGUUAUUAAUGCACUGUAACUUUUCAACAAAUUGUUUCAGUAACUUCUCACUUCAAAUGACUACAUUCAUGUGCUCACCAGCCAGCAGGGAGUAAAGCAGGGAGCUUCCCAGUUGUAAUCUCUUUCUGUUAUGUAUAUGCUGUAAAGCCUGGCCACCCUACAAAGCCCUUUGUAUUAUUCCACAGAAUUGAUAUAUCUUUUGCACUGCUGGUAUGCUGUGUUUGCACUAGCUUGCCGUGUCAAAGUGUCAAAGUUUGCACUUUUUUUGCCCUGCAAAAUGAAAGCAGACCUGCUGCAGUUUCUAGCAGACAAGGGCAACAUCAUAUUUUGCAAAGUUAGUUUGUUAGUUUUAGUAACAUUAACAUUCCUUUUAGACUUUGUUCAUAUGUCUCAAUGUUUCUGUUGCUUGUUUGGAAGGUGAAACUAUGCACUGGAAAUGCACCUGAUCAAUUGGAAUCAGUCAUGGAUUUGAAGUCCAUUUGUUUCUAUUGGGCUUGUCAGCAGGUGGGGCAGACAGUGCAAUGCUGCACAGGGAGCAGCAGAGGGCAGCAGAUUACCCCGAGAUUCACAACUUGGGAGUCUGUGAGUAUCUCAGGUGGUCCCUGCUACUGUAUCUAUCUGCCCAUUGCUGCACACCCAAACUACACUGCACCUAACAUGGUAUUCGUAAACCUAGUCUAGCAAUAGUGAGUUAAUUAAUCGCUGAUGAAAUGAAGCCACGUGCAGCCAUUUGCUAAUACCUUUUGAUUGUUCGGCCCCCAGUUUGUAUGCGUUUGAAUGAUUGUGUUUUUAUGCGCGAAAUUGUUUGAAUAACAAUGUAUAGCAUUAUAAAGUACCAGCGGUGGUGUAGAUGUGUAUAGAGGGACUGCCACCGCAUUGCAGUUUGAUCCAUUUCAGAUUUUACUGGGAGCUCCAAUCAGCCACAGCGUAGAGAGGCAUCUGGCAAUGUGUGUGACAGACUCGCAAACUGUACUGCAUUAUGUUAUUUACUGGGAUUUUUGUAACAUUAAAAAAAAGAUAUUUUGAAAAAAAACUGCAAAUACAAAUCUAUAUAUCAAUAUUAUGCCGUAAUCGUGGAUUGCUGACGAUGAGGCACUUUUCACACAAGUCGUUUCUGUUAAAAAUGUAAGUGUAUUAAACUUUUAAAAAGACGUUUGUUUUUGCAUGUAUAUUACUGAUACACAUGAUUUUUUUCACAGUUUCGUUUUGGUGACAAAUAUAUUAAAAUUCA